AUGACCAAGAAGAACUUCAUCCUGUGUUCCUUUGUGGUUUGGAACCUUUGGCUUGCUAAGAACGAGCUCAUCUUCAAAAGAGAUAAUUGGACCCAUUCUGAUGUAAUAUGCAAAGUUGAAGUUUUCUUUAACAAGUUUAAUCGAGUCAAGUCUCAUGAAGAGGUUGUGGAUCAUCCUGCUGCUACUCCACCAAGGCAAGGCCAACAUCCAGUUUGGAUUCCUCCUCCUUUUGAUGUGGUGAAAAUCAAUGUUGAUGCAUCAUUUGUUAUGGAUAAGUCUUUUGGUGCCUUAGGCUUUAUCAUUCGUAAUCAUAAUGGAUCUCUAUUGCUUGCUGCAUCGAAUUCAACACCAAUGUACUCAAUCAUUAACAGGGAAGCUGAAGCAAUUAAGGAAGGUAUUUUGGAAGCAAUUGGUUUAAGAUAUUUUCUCCUAUGGGUGGAAUCAAACAACCUAGAGGUGAUGACUGUCCUUUCAAACGAUUCCAGCUGUAUUCCUUUUCAAAUCUGGUCUAUCAUUGAGAAUAUCAAGUAA
Molecule: messenger RNA, 531 nt
Organism: Macadamia integrifolia
Lineage: Eukaryota; Viridiplantae; Streptophyta; Magnoliopsida; Proteales; Proteaceae
Exons: 1
Coding region: 1-531 (176 amino acids)
Molecular function (GO): nucleic acid binding; RNA-DNA hybrid ribonuclease activity
Source: RefSeq, a predicted model, not a curated record